This is a messenger RNA of Colletotrichum karsti, 1068 nucleotides long. RefSeq lists its product as uncharacterized. The transcript has a single exon. Gene Ontology annotation, cellular component: cytosol; cytoplasm. Gene Ontology annotation, biological process: secondary metabolic process. The record is from RefSeq and is a predicted model, not a curated record. Bases 1 to 1068 code for a protein of 355 amino acids. NCBI's taxonomy places the organism in Eukaryota, Fungi, Ascomycota, Sordariomycetes, Glomerellales, Glomerellaceae. Gene Ontology annotation, molecular function: carboxy-lyase activity; hydrolase activity.
AUGCUCGGCAAGAUCGCCCUCGAAGAAGCCUACGAGAUGACCGGCAUGGACGCCAAGUCCCGCCGCGAAGCAUCCCUCUACAUCAACCCGACCGACCGCGACCGCUACAUGCGCCAGAUCAGCGACCUCAACACCGAGCGCGUCCAGCUCGCCGACGACCACGGCAUCGGCUACACCAUCGUCUCCCUCACGGUCCCGGGGAUCCAGGGCAUCGCCGACCGCGCCGAGGCCGAGCGCCGCGCCACCGAGGUCAACGACUGGGCGUACGACCAGAUCAAGGCCCGCCCGGACAAGCUCGGCGCCUUCGCGUGCCUGUCGAUGCACGACCCCGCGCAGGCCGGCCGCGAGCUCACGCGCUGCGUCCGGGAGCUCGGCAUGCACGGCGCGCUGCUCUGCGACUUCCAGCACGCCGGGCCCGGCGGGGAGACGUACCUGUUCUACGACCAGCCCGAGUACGACGCCUUCUGGGAGGUCGUCACGGGGCUGGACGUGCCGGUGUACAUCCACCCGGCGGCGCCCGCCGACGUGGUGUACGAGAAGCUGUACGCGCAGCGCAAGUACCUCAUCGGCCCGCCGCUGUCGUUCGCCAACGGCGUGAACCUGCACCUGAUGGGCAUCAUCUCCAACGGGGUCUUCGACCGGUUCCCGGACCUGAAGAUCAUCGUCGGCCACCUGGGCGAGCACCUGGUGCCCGAGUUCUGGCGGAUUAACCACUGGUUCGAGGACGUCAAGAAGCCGAUUGCCAAGGACGAGGGGAACGAGGACGGGAUGUGCAAGAAAACCAUCAAGGAGUACUUCCAGAAGAACAUCUGGGUGACCACGAGCGGGUUCUUCUCCACGCGCACGCUCAAGUAUGUGGUGGACGAGAUCGGGGCCGACCGGGUUUUGUUCAGCGUCGAUUACCCGUACGAGACGAUCGAGAACUGCUCUGCGUGGUGGGAUGGGAAGGCCGAGGAGGUGAAGGAGGCGGUGGGUGGUGUUGAGAACUACCGCAAGAUUGGACGGGAUAAUGCCCGGCAGUUGCUUAAGCUUGGGAAGUUCCACGACUCGGAGGCUCCUGUUUCCUAA